UCUUGGUCUUGCCCAUGUAAUCCCAACCAGUUUAACCGGUCACCGGUCAUGGUGCAACUCAGCGACGGCACUCAUGCUCACACAGAACUAAAACCUUGUUCUUCUUCAGCUUCGUUGCUUGUUCCAGCUAGUUCGAGCUUGGAUCUUUAUCAGCCGUCUGAUCAAACACUCCCACUGAUCGGGAAACUAAACAACGGCUACGAUUAUCCACCCACCAUCCAACUAAGUGGGGUACACAAACAGCACAACAAGCAAGAUCCUUUGGAUGAGAAGGUUAGAGGGGAAGAGAAAGAGAGUGGAGACAACAAAAGUAAUCAUAUCAGCAAAGGAGAUAUCUUGCUUGAUUCUCAACUCUUUCCAUCAUCAACUACUUUUGCUCAAGAUGGGAGAUGGUGCGAGGGAGAGAAAGCUAUUCCAUUAAAGAAAAGGAAAGGAAGGUUAGAGAAUGUUGGUGUGGAGAGUAAUGAUAGUAAGAAACCGAAGAGUAAGAUGAAGACGAAGCUGAAUAAGAGAUGUUGUAUGAGAAAAGACAACGAUGAAGAUGAAAAAAGCGAAGCAAAAGUAAAUGAUAUUAAGAAGAGGGUGACAAAAAGGGGAAGUGCACUAAUGGAAGGUUCGCGGUGCAGUCGUGUUAAUGGAAGAGGAUGGAGGUGUUGUCAACAAACACUAGUUGGUUAUUCUCUUUGUGAGCAUCAUUUAGGGAAAGGAAGGUUGAGAAGCAUGACAAGUGUUAGAAAUAGAUCUAUCGGAGUUUCUACUACUAUUACUACUACUGCACCAAACAAUGAUGUUGAUAGAGAUACUAGUGCUUCAUCAUCUAAUUCUGAUAUUGUAAGGAAAAUCGCUUCUGGGAAUGAUAUUGUUGAUAAGUUGAAGAAUGAUGGUGCUGAGAAGAAGCCAGUGAUAAUGAUUAAGAAGAGAAUGAAACUUGGAAUGGUUAAAGCAAGAUCCAUGAGCAGCUUAUUGGGACAGACAGACAACAAGGUUGUUAUAGUUGAAGAGAAUAACAAGUGGAAGAGAGAUGCUAUGAUGGGAGGAUAAGAGCUAUCUAAGGGGUGAAUGAGGCUAAUAAUUUGGAAUUGGAGCCAGCUAUUUGGUAGGCCAGUGGUAUUUUAAAAUGGAUAUGGAUUUGGGAAAAGUUUUAAACUAAAGUCAUCCCAUAAUAAUGCUUCAAAAAGAUAAUAAGGCUAAACACAAUUUCAGAAGUCUUGGUUGUGAGGGCAUAGGGCAUGUAAAUGCCUUUACUUAAAACUAGUGGUAAACCCGUGCGUCCGCACGGGUUCUGGUGUGGCUUGGACUGAA
Messenger RNA from Vicia villosa (hairy vetch), 1302 nucleotides. RefSeq lists its product as uncharacterized. Bases 49 to 1041 code for a protein of 330 amino acids. The record is from RefSeq and is a predicted model, not a curated record. Lineage: Eukaryota; Viridiplantae; Streptophyta; Magnoliopsida; Fabales; Fabaceae. The transcript has 6 exons.